Molecule: messenger RNA, 1146 nt
Organism: Achroia grisella
Lineage: Eukaryota; Metazoa; Arthropoda; Insecta; Lepidoptera; Pyralidae
Product: RNA pseudouridylate synthase domain-containing protein 1-like
Exons: 5
Coding region: 323-1138 (271 amino acids)
Biological process (GO): pseudouridine synthesis
Molecular function (GO): RNA binding; pseudouridine synthase activity
Source: RefSeq, a predicted model, not a curated record
UGCAAGUCAGUUUAACGUUAUGUGAAUAUAAAUUAUAAACAGAAAAAUAUAAAAAAAAUAUCCUUCGGGCAAAAUGCCACUGGAGGAAAUGUUCAGCGUUUGUUUAGAUAGAGUUAUUCAAACUGCGUUUGAAUCACUCCUGCUGCAUUUUUGUCCAAGGGUAUCAUUACGUGUGCCAACCGUACAAAAUUUUAAUAAGAAAUACAAGUACUCGUUUAAUUUAAAUAAACCAAUUUUGGGGUCUAAAUUUUUCAAUGCAUAUUGGAGGUAAUGUGAAUGCAGCUUUAACAGAGAAACAAAAAAGUAAAUAAUAAACAUCAACAUGACACUAAAGAAAUUAUAUGAAAAUGAAAAUUAUGUGAUAGUGAAUAAACCAUAUGAUAUGUAUAUUAACACCGACGACGAAAAUGAAAAGAAUACAGUAACCUGCCAUAUAGCUUGUCAUGACUCUCAUUUGUCCACUUCCACGCAUCCUCUGCAUUUCGUGCAACGUCUUGAUUACGCAACCAGCGGGGUGCUGUGUAUAGCUAAGAAUAAAGCGGCCGCAGCUACAGCUGGCAAGCUGUUCGAGAAGAGAGAAACCAGGAAGUACUACUUGGCUAUUGUUAGAGGGCAUGUGAAGUUUGAACUAGCUGACGUUCAAUAUAAUGUUGGCAUCGAUCCUGCGACGGCAGACUCAAGUCACAAGAUGUUAGCGUUAACUGAUAACACAAUAACAUGUGUACAAUCGCGUCGCGCGCACACAAGGGUACUUGUGCUAGAGACAGGCUUCUACAACGAGGAACCGGUGUCUGUGGUGUUACUGAAACCGAUAACAGGUCGCCGUCACCAGCUCCGUGUUCAUUGUUCGGCUCUCGGUCACACAAUUCUGGGCGACUAUACAUACAGCAAUACCAUCGACAGCUCCCCGCACAGAAUGUUCUUACACGCAACCAGGUUAGUGUUGCCAUUGCAACAGGGUCCGUUGGAUAUCCAGACGUCGGAGCCUUUUUUUCAGGACGAACAAUUCACAACAAAAUGGAAAUCGAACGUUGUGUUCUACAAGUACAGAAAUCAAGAGGACUUUCAAUCAGUUUGUGAUAUUAUUGAUAAGUCUUAUGAAAUCGGUGUCAAGUAUAAAAUAUUUAACUGUAAUUAAAUUGUUAA